AUGGAUAAAGACAAAUUAAAUGAUGCUAUUAAUAAUCUUAGUAUGAGAUUAAAAAAACCACACUUGGGAUUAGAAGAAGAAAAUAUUAGAUCUUCAUCAAUCAAUGACUCAGCAGGUUUUUCUUCAAAAAAAGUACCUGUAUUUCAGAAAUUCAUACCAUCUGAAAAAUUCCAAAUUUUCACCAAAGAAGAUCACAUCUUAAAACUCCAAAAAAAAUCUUUCGAACUAGAUCAAUUAAAUAAGUCAAAUCAAAGUAAAAUCAAAGAAUUAAAAGAAUUUAUAGAAUUAAAAAACGAAAUAGCUAUCAAGCAAAAACAACUUGAUAUUAUGAACCAAAGUAUAAAAUCAAUACAACAAGAUUAUAGCUAA
This is a messenger RNA of Lodderomyces jiufengensis, 369 nucleotides long. RefSeq lists its product as uncharacterized. Bases 1 to 369 code for a protein of 122 amino acids. The transcript has a single exon. Lineage: Eukaryota; Fungi; Ascomycota; Pichiomycetes; Serinales; Debaryomycetaceae. The record is from RefSeq and is a predicted model, not a curated record.